Molecule: messenger RNA, 1398 nt
Organism: Colletotrichum aenigma
Lineage: Eukaryota; Fungi; Ascomycota; Sordariomycetes; Glomerellales; Glomerellaceae
Gene: VCX1-4
Product: Vacuolar calcium ion transporter
Exons: 4
Coding region: 1-1398 (465 amino acids)
Biological process (GO): intracellular calcium ion homeostasis; calcium ion transmembrane transport
Cellular component (GO): fungal-type vacuole membrane
Molecular function (GO): calcium:proton antiporter activity
Source: RefSeq, a predicted model, not a curated record
AUGACGGACAUCCACGGGCCCCGCCCAUCGGAGCCGGCCGGCAACGGUGUCACGGAACACAGCCACGAGUCGACCCCGCUUCUCCCUACCACCGCGUUCCGAACUGUCCAUCAGACCAUCUCAAGCCGCAUUGCCCACGAAGGCGAAAGCGGAAGAAGCGGUUUUCAUCUCCGACACUUCCUGAUUGUGCUGUGGCGGAGUUCGUGCACCGCUUCAAUGCUGGUCAACUUCCUGUGGCCCAUCGUACCAAUCGCCAUCGUUCUCAACUGCCUCCCUGGACUUCACCUAUGGAAAUUCGCAACAGCAUACGUGGCCGUGGUGCCCUCGGCAAAUCUCUUGGGCUUUGCUGGACAGGAAUUCGCCCGAAAGAUGCCCAAAGUAGCUGGUAUUUUGAUCGAGACUACGUUCGGGUCCAUCGUUGAGAUAAUUCUCUUUGUGGUUCUUAUCGUCAAGCACAAUACUCACGAAGGGAACGGAGAUGAGGGAAACUUAAUACCCAUCAUCCAGGCUGCCAUCCUCGGAAGGACUGGGCUCCUCUUGGUUGCCGCGUUUGGACUUUUGAUUCCAAGCGCGUUUUACUCAGCUCUUAAGGCUGAGACAUGGCCGGAACUCCCAGGUCUCCGGGUGACGUUCCAUGAAAAGUUCACGGAAGGCACCCUUCAAGCUGAUGUUUUGCGCAUUAGCCAAGCCACUUCAAUUGCCUUGAUCGUGGCCUUCUUUCUCUACAUCUGGUAUCAAGCCAGCAGCCAGCACAGCAUAUUCGACGAGGUAAUUGAGAUGGAUGAGCACCGGGAUGCCGACCGUGAGGAGGACAUGGAGAAGCCCAAGUUCACCAUGACAGAAACGGCACUGGCUCUCACAAUCUCACUUGUGUUAGUGACACUGCUCCUCAUUUUCCUCGUUGAAGGCAUUGAAGAGGUCGUAGAAAGUGGGAUACCCGACCAAUUCUUAGGUUUGAUUCUCCUCCCGUUGGUUGAGAAGGCCGCCGAACACUUAACUGCCAUCGAUGAAGCUUGGGAUGGGGUUAUCAACGUGGCGCUCUAUCAUUGUCUCGCGCCAUCAAUCCAAACAGCUCUUUUCAACGGCCCCUUGGUUGUCCUUGUUGGCUGGGCAUUGGGCAAGCCGAUGGACCUGAAUUUCGAAAUAUUCAUGAUCGGCUUGCUUGUUCUUUCCAUUCUGGUUGUGGGCAACUUUUUGCGGGACGGAGAAUCAAAUUGGCUGGAAGGAGCUUUGCUCGUGGUCGUCUACGUGAUUAUCGCGAUUGCAUGCUGGUAUUAUCCGAACCCUGACGUGGCCACUUCCAAUGGCCUGGUGGGUUCAAAGAUGGUGAACAUCACUAUGACCGUUGACACUCUCCGGCAAAUCCAGCAACUCCUGACGACGAAGCUUGAGAACUGA